GGGAUGUUUAACUUUGUUCUGUAGUGAAUUAGGUUUAUAUUCAGUGGUUUUAGUUUUACUAAUAAUUUUAUACAGCAAAAUGGAUCCUUUAUUUAAUAUUACAGAUGCGUCAAAUUGGACCAGCGGCUCCAACGUCACCAAUAACGGGACCGUGUACUGGAACCAGUUUGUGCAGCCAGUCUGGAGAAUUGUUCUCUGGGCCAUUGCGUACAGUUGUAUAGUUAUCGUGUCCGUGGUAGGCAAUGUGACAGUGAUCUGGAUUAUCAUGGCGCACAAACGCAUGAGGACCGUCACCAAUUAUUUCUUGCUCAACCUGGCGUUCGCAGAAGCCUCCAUGUCCGCCUUCAACACGGUCAUCAACUUUACCUACGCCGUCCAUAACGAGUGGUACUUCGGACUGGUGUACUGCCGAUUCCACAACUUCUUUCCGAUCGCGGCUGUGUUCGCCAGCAUCUACUCAAUGACUGCCAUCGCUCUGGACAGGUACAUGGCCAUCAUCCACCCUCUGCAGCAGCGCAUGUCGUCCACAGAGACCAAGGUGGUGGUGGGAGUGAUCUGGGUGCUGGCUCUGCUUCUGGCCUUCCCUCAGUACUACUACUCCAACACGGACCAGCUCCCCGGCCGGGUGGUGUGCUACAUCGACUGGCCCGAAUUCAAUGUGUGUGACUUCAAAAAGAUGUAUUAUGUAUGUGUGGCCAUCCUGAUCUAUUUCCUUCCCCUGCUGGUGAUGGGCUGGGCCUAUCUGGUGGUGGGACAGACCCUCUGGGCCAGUGAAAUUCCCGGAGACUCUUCUGACCGCUACAAGGAGCAGCUGACUGCCAAACGCAAGGUGGUGAAGAUGAUGAUCGUGGUAGUGUGUACGUUUGCCAUCUGCUGGCUGCCCUACCACGUCUACUUUCUGCUGCACCAGUUCUUUCCUGACAUGUUUGAAGAAAGGUUUAUCCAGCAGGUGUACCUGGCCAUAAUGUGGCUGGCUAUGAGCUCCACCAUGUACAAUCCCAUUAUCUACUGCUGCCUCAAUGACAGGUUUCGUGCUGGAUUUAAACAAGCCUUCCGCUUCUGUCCCUGCAUCCCUCGAGGCUCUUACGAAGGCCUGGAACUCAAAUCUACUCGUUACCUUCAGACCCAGACAAGCGUUUACAAGGCCAGCCGCAUGGAGACCACCGUGUCCACUGUUCUCCAGGUUGGAGACGACAUGGAGCAGCCCAAGGCCAAGGCAGCAGCAGGUCAACGGCCCAGUGGGGCUGCAGCUGGGGCCAGACCACAUAGCUCCUCCUUGGACCUCACCUCAAACGGGUCAUCGUCCCGCAGCGUCUCCAAAACAAUAUCAGAGACAUCCAGUUUCUACUCCAGUAACAACCUGCAGGAAUAG
Molecule: messenger RNA, 1372 nt
Organism: Plectropomus leopardus (leopard coralgrouper)
Lineage: Eukaryota; Metazoa; Chordata; Actinopteri; Perciformes; Serranidae
Gene: tacr1a
Product: tachykinin receptor 1a
Biological process (GO): positive regulation of flagellated sperm motility; G protein-coupled receptor signaling pathway
Cellular component (GO): plasma membrane; sperm midpiece
Molecular function (GO): substance P receptor activity
Source: RefSeq, a predicted model, not a curated record